Messenger RNA from Cicer arietinum (chickpea), 1212 nucleotides. RefSeq names its product glutathione S-transferase L3-like. Gene Ontology annotation, molecular function: glutathione transferase activity. Gene Ontology annotation, biological process: protein glutathionylation. NCBI's taxonomy places the organism in Eukaryota, Viridiplantae, Streptophyta, Magnoliopsida, Fabales, Fabaceae. The record is from RefSeq and is a predicted model, not a curated record.
AUAAAAAUUUAAGGAGAGAGUGGCAGGGCCACACGUUGUGAAGAAAAAGAUGACGUUGUUGUUCUCAGUCUCAGGAGGAAUGGGAGGACUCAGUGCUUUCUCUACUUGUUCUCUUCCUUCCAUUUCCACAACUGUCACCCAUUUCCAUAAUAAUAAGCUUCGGCUUCAGCGGCGGUUUAAUUCCGUCCCAAUAGUAUCCAUGACUGGAUGGGUGAAAGAAGAACAAGAACAAAUUCUUCCACCAUCCCUUACUUCCACUUCACCCCCACCUUCUUCCUUAUUCGAUGGAACUACCAGGUUGUAUAUCUCCUACAAAUGCCCCUAUGCUCAGCGUGUAUGGAUCACCCGCAACACUAAGGGUUUGCAGGAGAAGAUAGAACUGGUUCCUAUUGAUCUUAAAGACAGACCUUCCUGGUAUAAGGAUAAAGUCUACCCACCCAACAAGGUUCCAUCUCUGGAACACAAUAAUGAAGUCAGAGGAGAGAGUCUCGAUUUGAUUAAAUAUAUUGACACUCACUUUGAAGGACCCUCUCUUUUCCCUACUGGUCCUGAUAAGGAGUUUGCUGAAGAGUUACUAUCUUACACUAAUACCUUCUACAAGACCGUUGUUUCUUCGUUUAAAGGAGAUGUAACUGAAGCUGGCACUGCAUUUGAUUACCUUGAGACUGUUCUCUCCAAAUAUGAUCAUGGACCUUUCUUCCUUGGCCAAUUCAGUCUGGUGGAUAUAGCAUAUGCUCCUUUCAUUGAAAGAUUUCAACCCUUUUUAAUAGAUGUGAAAAAUUAUGACAUUACAAUGGGCAGGCCUAAGCUGGCAGCAUGGAUUGAGGGAAUGAACAACAUUGAAGGCUAUAAAAUAACCCGUUCUGAUCCCAAGGAGCUUGUUGAAAGCUACAAGAAGCGCUUUCUGGCCAAUCCAUGAAACCAAUGUUUGGCAGCAUCAAAUUACAAGUCAAGAGUGCCAACACUGAUGAGGAAAUCAGCAUCAAAUCCAUUAUAUUCAGGCAUAAUGAUCCAAGCCUCUGUCACUAGAUAGACUGAUUAAGUCAUCCAGAAAAUGCCACAUAAUGAACUAAUGAUUAGGAUAUGUGAAGAUGGCCAUGUGACUUACAUGUUCAUUAUUUAUUGUCUUUGUUCCUAAAUUUAUAUUAUCGAGUUACUACUGAAGCAGAGCCAAGCAAAUUAAUACAUAUUAACCGUAAAGUUACAUUGCAA